AUGCAACGUGCUCUGUCCUCCGCCGUGCGUUCCUCAGUGUCCCUUUCUUCCCCAUACUCCAGAUCCGCCGGCAGGAAUCUACAACAACUCCGAUUCGCCCACAAAGAACUUAGAUUUGGCGUCGAGGGCCGAGCUCAGUUGUUGAAGGGUGUUGAGACUCUCUCAAAAGCUGUUGCCACUACCCUCGGUCCGAAGGGUCGAAAUGUUCUAAUCGAAUCGAGCUAUGGUUCCCCCAAGAUUACAAAAGGCAAGUAUGGUGUUACUGUCGCCAAGGCCAUCACAUUGCAAGACAAAUUCGAGAACCUCGGUGCCCGACUGAUACAAGAUGUUGCCUCCAAAACCAAUGAGGUCGCCGGUGACGGUACGACUACUGCCACUGUUCUUGCAAGCGCCAUUUUCUCCGAAACCGUCAAGAAUGUCGCUGCCGGAUGCAAUCCUAUGGACUUGAGAAGGGGUACACAAGCAGCUGUGGACGCCGUUGUCGAUUUCCUGCAAAAGAACAAGAAGGACAUCACCACAAGUGCCGAGAUUGCCCAGGUCGCCACCAUUUCUGCCAAUGGUGACACUCACAUUGGUAACCUCAUCUCCAACGCCAUGGAAAAGGUCGGCAAGGAAGGCGUCAUCACUGUGAAGGAAGGCAAGACGAUCGAGGACGAGCUGGAGGUCACCGAGGGCAUGCGCUUCGACCGUGGCUUCACCUCCCCAUAUUUCAUCACAGACGCCAAGUCCCAGAAGAUCGAAUUCGAGAAGCCUUUGAUCCUCCUUUCUGAAAAGAAGAUUUCUGCCGUCCAAGAUAUCAUCCCAGCUCUCGAGGCAUCCACCCAGCUCCGACGACCGCUCGUCAUUAUUGCCGAGGACAUUGAUGGAGAAGCAUUGGCUGUCUGCAUCUUGAACAAACUUCGGGGUCAAUUGCAGGUUGCUGCCGUCAAGGCUCCCGGAUUCGGUGACAACCGCAAGAGCAUUCUUGGUGAUAUUGGUAUCCUGACCAACGCCACGGUCUUUACAGAUGAGCUGGACAUUAAAUUGGAAAAGGCCACACCUGAUAUGCUCGGCUCCACCGGCAGCAUUACCAUCACCAAGGAAGAUACCAUCAUCCUCAACGGUGAAGGAAGCAAAGAUGCUAUCGCUCAACGGUGCGAACAGAUCCGAGGUGUCAUGGCAGAUCCCACCACGUCAGAGUACGAGAAGGAGAAAUUGCAGGAACGUCUCGCCAAAUUGUCUGGUGGCGUGGCCGUCAUCAAAGUCGGUGGCGCCUCCGAAGUGGAGGUCGGAGAGAAGAAGGAUCGUGUCGUGGAUGCCCUGAAUGCCACUCGUGCUGCCGUUGAAGAGGGCAUCCUCCCUGGUGGUGGUACUGCUCUGAUCAAGGCUGCUGCCAACUCGCUCAGUGAUGUCAACCCCACCAACUUCGAUCAACAGCUUGGUGUCAGUAUCAUUAAGAAUGCCAUCACCAGACCAGCGCGAAGAAUCGUUGAGAAUGCUGGUUUGGAGGGUAGUGUCGUGGUUGGCAAGCUCAUGGACGAAUUUGGCUCCGAUUUCAACAAAGGUUUCGACUCGGCCUCGGGCCAGUACGUCGACAUGCUGAGCAAGGGUAUUGUGGAUCCUUUGAAGGUGGUUCGCACCGCUCUAGUUGACGCUUCUGGGGUUGCGUCGCUUCUGGGUACCACUGAAGUUGCCGUCGUCGAGGCACCGGAGGAGAAGCCUGCAGCGCCACCAAUGGGAGGUAUGGGCGGUAUGGGCGGAAUGGGCGGUUUCUAA
This is a messenger RNA of Rhinocladiella mackenziei CBS 650.93, 1755 nucleotides long. Its product is annotated as hsp60-like protein. Lineage: Eukaryota; Fungi; Ascomycota; Eurotiomycetes; Chaetothyriales; Herpotrichiellaceae. The record is from RefSeq and is a predicted model, not a curated record. Gene Ontology annotation, molecular function: ATP binding; ATP-dependent protein folding chaperone; protein-folding chaperone binding. Gene Ontology annotation, cellular component: mitochondrial matrix; mitochondrial inner membrane. The transcript is spliced from 2 exons. Gene Ontology annotation, biological process: mitochondrial unfolded protein response; protein refolding; apoptotic mitochondrial changes. The coding region runs from base 1 to 1755 and encodes 584 amino acids.